Mesitornis unicolor (brown roatelo) is the source of this 962-nucleotide messenger RNA. RefSeq names its product olfactory receptor 51G2-like. The record is from RefSeq and is a predicted model, not a curated record. The transcript has 2 exons. NCBI's taxonomy places the organism in Eukaryota, Metazoa, Chordata, Aves, Mesitornithiformes, Mesitornithidae. Gene Ontology annotation, biological process: G protein-coupled receptor signaling pathway. The annotation marks the transcript as partial. Gene Ontology annotation, molecular function: G protein-coupled receptor activity; olfactory receptor activity. Gene Ontology annotation, cellular component: membrane.
CUGCCACACAACUUUCAGUUUCCAAUGCGAAAACGUUGUUGUCUGCUUUCCUCAUGAUGGGCAUCCCAGGCCUGGAAGCCCUUCACCCCUGGAUCUCCAUCCCUUUCUGUGCGCUCUACCUCACUGCUCUCUUGGGAAACUGCGUCAUCCUUUUCAUCAUAAAGAAGACCCAAAGUCUUCACGAACCAAUGUACUACUUCCUCUCCAUGCUGGCGGUCACCGACCUGGGCUUGGUUCUGUGCACUCUGCCGACUACUCUGGGCGUUUUCUGGUUCGAUAUGCGAAGGAUCGGGUUCGAUGCUUGCCUCACUCAGAUGUACUUCAUCCACAUACUGUCCUUCAUCGAGUCCUCUGUGCUCCUGGCGAUGGCAUUUGACCGCUUCAUUGCCAUCUCCCAUCCUCUGAGACACUCAUCCAUACUGACCAAGACUACUGUCGUAAAAAUAGGUCUGGCAAUUAUACUGAGGGGUAUGGUGUCCCUCCUCCCCAUACCCUUCUUGCUCAAGAGGCUGACCUAUUGCAGCAAGACUGAGCUGUCUCACUCUUUCUGCUUCCACCCCGACAUCAUGAACCUGGCGUGUGCAGACAUAAAAGUCAACGUCUUCUACGGUAUGAUUGUUCUCUUAUCGACGGUGGGGAUGGACUUCAUCUUCAUUGUGCUGUCCUACGUCCUGAUCAUUAAAACCGUUAUCGGCCUCGCAACCAAGGAGGAGUGCCUCAAGGCUCUCAACACCUGCGUCUCCCACAUCUGCGCCGUUCUCGUGUUCUUCAUCCCAAUGAUCGGACUGUCCAUGACCCAUCGCUUCGCGAAGAACGUCCCUCCUCUGGUUAACACCUUGGUGGCCUACACCUACCUCAUAAUUCCUCCCGCUCUCAACCCAGUUAUCUACAGCAUCAAAUCCAGCCACAUCCGCGAGGCUUUGCUCAGGGCGCUGCGGAGGAAGAGCGAAUCCGAAUGGUAG